AAGAGCGAAAGAUAGUGAGCUGGCCUCAUGCUGGCUGGAAACGUGCCCUGUUCAGGUAACGGCAGAGCACCUUGCGCUUGCCUCCUGAAUCACAGCAGCACAGUAUAAAAGCCAGAGGCAGCAGUGGACAGGAUGAGAGAUCUCCAUCAGGAUAACUGAGACUCACGGAGCUGCUGCUUCACCGCACACUCAAACAGCUACGAACACUUCAACGAUUAUCACUGAUUAUUUAUCAAAAAGGGAUGAAGAGCAUCAACUUUUUUACCGACUUACUGCUUCUAUUCAUAGCCAGUGACGCGAGCGCUUGGAUUAUCAGAAAUGCUACUGAAACGCUCACCGGAACCAAUAUCACUAUCAAUAAAUCGGAAACGAGGACUGACGGAUUAGCAUCCAUGCCCAAAUCAAGGCGAAAACGGUACAUUUCGCAAAGUGACAUGAUAGCUAUUCUGGACUAUCACAACAAGGUGCGAGCGAAUGUUUUCCCACCUGCAGCCAACAUGGAGUACAUGGUUUGGGAUGAAGGCCUGGCCAGGUCAGCAGAAGCUUGGGCAGCCACGUGUAUUUGGGAACAUGGACCUCCUUACCUUCUCCGAUAUCUGGGUCAAAACCUCUCAGUCCGAACUGGCAAUUACCGCUCCAUUCUUCAGCUGGUUAAACCUUGGUAUGAUGAGGUCAGAGAUUAUGUGUUUCCAUACCCACAUGACUGCAAUCCUCGCUGCCCGAUGCGCUGUUACGGACCCAUGUGCACACAUUACACACAAAUGGUGUGGGCGUCAUCAAACAGAGUUGGAUGUGCCAUCCAAACCUGUUACAAUAUGGUAGUGUGGGGUGCUGUGUGGAGGGAGGCAACAUACUUGGUCUGCAAUUAUUCUCCAAAGGGCAACUGGAUUGGUGAGGCACCUUACAGAGUUGGUGUGCCUUGCUCAGCCUGUCCUCCAAGCUACGGAGGUUCAUGCAGCAACAACAUGUGCUAUCCUGCCAUCAACUCAAACUUCAUGUACUGGUUUAAAUAAGCUGUCUGUCAUAUGUCUAAAGGAAUAGUUCAACCAAAAAUGAAAAAUCAGGCCAAUCCGAGAUUUAGAUGAGUUUGUUUCUUCCUCAGAACAGAUUUGGAGAAAUUUAGCAUUACAUCACUUGCUUACCAAUGGAUCCCCUGUAGCGAAUGG
Molecule: messenger RNA, 1166 nt
Organism: Onychostoma macrolepis
Lineage: Eukaryota; Metazoa; Chordata; Actinopteri; Cypriniformes; Cyprinidae
Gene: pi15b
Product: peptidase inhibitor 15b
Exons: 6
Coding region: 243-1013 (256 amino acids)
Cellular component (GO): extracellular region
Source: RefSeq, a predicted model, not a curated record